UAGCCGGUGAAAUCCAGCUGGCGCAUGCGCAGAGCAGCCCUGGUACCGGUCCUGAUCGCCAGAACCCGCAGCUCGUCCCUCAACAUGUUCAGAGCAGCCGUCCGACUCUCGCUCUCCGGUGCCCGGAGUCUAGCCCGCACGCAGCAGGGCAGCCGAGCUGUUUUGGCCCAAAGGUGUUACUCACAUGGGAAAGAGGAGACCGAUGAGGAGUUUGAUGCCCGCUGGAUCACUUAUUUCAGCAAGCCUGAUAUUGAUGCAUGGGAACUGAGAAAGGGGAUGAACACAUUGAUCGGGUAUGACCUGGUACCCGAGCCAAAGAUCCUGGAUGCGGCACUGAGGGCCUGUCGGAGAUUGAAUGACCUGGCCAGUGCACUUCGAAUUUUGGAAGCGGUGAAGGACAAGUCUGGGCCUCAUAAAGACAUCUACCCAUACCUGAUCCAGGAGCUGCGGCCAACAUUAGACGAGCUUGGCAUCCCUACACCUGAAGAGCUUGGCAUGGACAAAGUUUAAUUAAAUCUAGUGAUGGAGAACACACCCAGAACACAACACCGUUAUAUUUAAAUGUUUGCAUCAACAUGUGCACGUUAUUUAAUUUGGCCUUUAUUAAGUUCUUUUACUUGUAAAAUAUGGAUGAACGUAAUAAAGGAAAUGUAUCUUUGAGUGUCACAAGUAUACUGGAAUAAUUGCUCCACAGUUUGAGGACCUGUUGUUGCAUUAAUCGUCAUUUAGUGAAAGCAAACGUCACUGGCAGUGAUGUUUGGCCACCAGGGAGCAGCAUAGCCACACGAAUGUAAAAAAGAGAGAAAUAAUUCUGCUGGACUGAGUCUGUGUUGUCAUAUGUCUUCAUUUCAGGGAAAAUUGAGUUGCUUAUAAAAUAAAUGUGUUCAAAUGCAAA
Molecule: messenger RNA, 895 nt
Organism: Cololabis saira (Pacific saury)
Lineage: Eukaryota; Metazoa; Chordata; Actinopteri; Beloniformes; Belonidae
Product: cytochrome c oxidase subunit 5A, mitochondrial
Exons: 5
Coding region: 25-510 (161 amino acids)
Biological process (GO): mitochondrial electron transport, cytochrome c to oxygen
Cellular component (GO): mitochondrial inner membrane
Source: RefSeq, a predicted model, not a curated record